AUGGAUCCAGAGCCUGAAACCGAGUCCAGUCCAAGCGAUGUUCGUCUUCUAAGCAAGGCCGCAACGAAUCUACCGACCCCAGGACUCCAGCAUAUCGCUUUUCCGAUCUUAGAGGUCAUCUGGGUAAAACAGGCACUACGUAUCCGACGACAUCCGGGGGAUGAUUAUGAAUCGUACCACGUUGACAAGUUCGCCCCCACGAUGACUCAAAGACACCAGAACAGGCCACAGCAUGGUCUAUCUGGUCAAUCACAUGAUACAUCCGAGGAGACGAACAUCCCGUACCAUCGAAUCAGAGGGGGUAGUUUCCAACUCAGCGGCAUUGCGAAACGCAAAUCGGUUGGACGAUUAUGUAGUCAUUAG
Messenger RNA from Aspergillus puulaauensis, 363 nucleotides. RefSeq lists its product as uncharacterized. Lineage: Eukaryota; Fungi; Ascomycota; Eurotiomycetes; Eurotiales; Aspergillaceae. Bases 1 to 363 code for a protein of 120 amino acids. The transcript has a single exon. The record is from RefSeq and is a predicted model, not a curated record.